GGUUCCAGGAACAUUUUUCCUGCAAUGACAUGCACAUUUUGAUGUAUGGUAAAAAAUCUCAGAAAUAUUGAUUUUAGAAGGGAAACAAAUGGUUAUACUAGUAGUAGUAGAAGCAAUUUUGCUUACCAAGACCAAAGGCAGAAUAUUAUGAAGAGACCUAGACCUGUGAAAAAGAUUAUAAGACCUAUGCAACAACUUAGACCUAUAGAAAGCCCUAAAUUAUCUAAAUCUCCAUCACCACAUCCAGCUCAGCCAACCCAGUCUCAUCAUUCACCAGUGCAGACACCUCCCAUUAAAAAACAACUUCUAGAAAAUGACCUGCCUCAGUCCUCAAUAACACCUAUAAUUCCCAAUAUUAUUCCCAAGUUAGAAGAGUAUCAGGAACCUUUAAUCAAACCGAAACUCGAGCCUAUCGAUCAUCAGGAUGAAGAGAAUACCUCCCAUUCAGGAGAAGACCCCAAUAUGGAUAUAGCUAGUCUUGCAGAAAAUCUGCAAGAAGAACCUUCUGCUUCUCCAUUCUCGUCAUGGCCUCCUUUUGAUAUGCCCCCUCCAAAUCAGGACUCAUCUUCACCGGGUCCCAUGUUGGUAAAAAGCGGAAGGGGCCAGCUAGUACUGAUCCAUAACGGCCACAUAUACACUCUCUGUGAUAAAAAAGACAUCUGCACUCUGUGGGUGUGCGUGAAAAAGAAAACACUCAGUUGUCCAGGAUGUCUCACCACCCUCAACGGUCUCAUUCUACUCUCCUACACGGCGCACAAUCAUCCGCAGAUGCACGACGUAAUCAAAAAGCUACAAAUGCCUUCUUGCAGAGUAUCUCCGGAGCUGAGUCUCUAAAGAUACCUGAUAAUUGUUAUUGUUUGCGAGCAGCUGAGUGAAAAAAAGUAUUUGUUUUUUUUUAGAAGAAAUUUACGUCUAGGGUUACUUUUUAAAAGAAUAAGUUUAAUUUUGCGCAGCGUAUUGUAUAGCCAAAGAACAAUGUUCCUUUAUUUUUACACUAAUCAGGAAUGAGUCUAGAAAGAUCUUUCCAUAUAUUUAUAACUUUGGAAAGUAACAAAUGCCACAAAAGUAACAAAUGCCACAAGAUAAUAAUUUCAAACGUUUAACUUUCAUAUGAUACAUACAGUUAAGUUAAAAUUAUCUCUUUAGGCCAUAAUUUUUCAAGUUUUAUUAAAAAUGCUUCCCCUAUUAUCUAAUUUAGCGUCCUUUGCAGCUUUCUCCAAUACUGUCAAAAAGGAGACACGCCAACAUGUAUCCCUAUCGGAGCCCGAUAGAUUUGUGAAUAUUCACUCUGUAUUUGUAAUUUUGCAGAUCAUCAUCAUGGCUUAUUCACUCCUGGCGGAGUGUUUGCCGCCCUUUUGGGCUCUCUGAUUCAUUUAUUGCGGAGACCGCUGUUGCUUUUUUAUUAUUAUAGCAGCGUGUGUGACUUGGCCCUGUCUACAAUUUUCCUCCAUUCUUUCCGAUCCUUACAGCGCUCCUUCCAAUUGUAGAUUCUCAGCUUCUUUAUGUCUCCUAAGACUUGAUCUCUCCAUCUUUUGUUUUGGGUCUCCCCUUUGGUCUCUUUGUUGUUGGUCUCCAUCCAGUUAUUCGCUUUAGCGUAGAGUCUGGGUUAGCUCUUUCUGUGUGCUCCAUCCACCUGAGCCUUUGCAUCUUAACGAACUUGAUUAUGUCUUCACCCUCGAUGACUUCUUUAAUUUCUUCAUUGGUUAAUCUUCUAAAUUCGCCUACACUUAUCCUCACCGGCCCCAUUAUUCGUCGAAUUAUCUUUCUCUCUAAGAUUUCUAACCUCAUUUCAUCUUUUUGUGUUAGGCACAUCGUCUCUGCACCAUAGGUGAUCACUGGCCUGAUUGCAGUCUUGUAAAUUUUUAAUUUGGUUUUCUUACUAAUGUGUUUUUCUUUCAGGAAUUUUUGGUAGUUCCGGUAGGUUUUAUUACCCAGUAGGAUGCGUUCAUUUAUUUCAUCUGUUCUAUCAUUUCUGUCAUUUACCAUCACUUCCAGGUAUUUGAAACGGUGUACUCUUUCAAAUGUAUAUGCACCAAGCUUAAUUUCUUUCUCUAUGUUCGUAUUCUCUCUUGAACACUUGAGGUAUUUCGUUUUGCUUUGGUUUAUUACUAGCCCUCUCUUCUUUGCUUCUUUAUCCAGUAUUAAUAUUAUGUUCUGCAUGGUUUUUAAAUCUCUAGUAACCAGUGCAAUAUCGUCUGCAUACGCAAUCAGUUGGCUGAAGAUUCGAUAAUCGUUCCCAUAAUUUUGGCUGCUCUUACUGCGCCCUCUAUGGCAAUGUUGAAUAAUGUUGUUGACAGGGAGUCUCCCUGUCUGACACCUACCUCAAUUUGUACUUCAUCUGAAGGGCCUUCCUUUGUUAAGAUUCGUGCCUUGGAUUCCUUCAUCGUCAUUUUCGUGAGACUUAUUAAUUUUGCAGAUACCUUUACAUAUUGUAGCCUUCACCAAUCUUGAACCAAUAAAUUUUGCUAUUUGAUAAUUUUUUAUUCGAUAGUUUUCUUCUUCAUGAUAAACAAAAGAUGAUAUCUCCAUUUCUGCUUUUGCAUAUAAUCUGCAGUAACCACUGAUGUAUAAUUCUUUUAUGCCAACAUAUAUUUCCUUUGAUCCUGCUAAUCUUCGGUUGACACUUUUCUUCUUCAAUCUUUUUACAGGAGGAAUAAGUUUGUUACAUUUAUAUAAAAAAAAGAGUGAUUAACUUCUAGAUUUCUUUUGUUAUCGCUAAAUUUAUGAAUUAACCAUUCUUCAAUGUCUGUGCGAUUUCUUUUUUAAUCUACUAUAGUGAGCUCAACAGUUCACUUAUUUAAAAUAUAAUUUUUGUAGCCAAUUUCCCAACGUCCAGCACUAUAUAUUUCUAGCUUUUUCCCAAUCGGCACUACCACUCUUUCGUUGAUCACUUACAAAGUAUCAACACCAAAAAAAAACACUUAAGUCAACCCAAUUCUGUCUCAAUAACAUGACUUCUUCUCUGUAUGUUAAAUUUGCCUUUAAUACAAUCAGUAAAAUGAUGGCAUAUACUUCUAGAUUCAUCCCUGAUAAGUCAGUUUCAGUAAGUGAUACAACUUAUUAGAAUCAUCUAGUAAAGUGGUUUUUUAGUUUAAAAGUGGUGUAUAAAGUAUACUCAAAAAUAUAAACACAUAGAAUGAUGCACUAGAAAGACUGCUACACAGCCUGGACGGAACCUCUGCCAACAAAAUCUCCACAACAUCAGGAUAUCCUGUGAUUUUGUUUUUAGUUGAAAGGUGUAUGAAGUUAGUUCUUCUUCUCCUUUAAGUGCCAUUUCCGCGACAGUAUGCAACCUUGCCUGACCCCUCUCCUUAUCUCCACUUCUUCUGAUACUUCUCUUUCAAUUUUCACAUUUGAUCGUUGGCUGUAGUAUAAAUUUGAUACCAAUGUUACAUCCGUCACAUCCAUAUUCUUGUUUUUGUGUACUUCUAUAAGUCGGUCAUGUUUUACCUCAUGCUGUAGUCUAUAAAGCAUACAUAAAGAUCUCGAUUAACAUCCAAACAUCUUUGGGUCACCACGUUGAAAGAAAAUAGUGCCUCUCUUGUGCUCAUUCCAUUCCGAAAUCUAAACUGGGAAUCACUAAUAUCCAGCUUAGCGUGCAUUCUAUUAUGGAUGAUUUUUAGGAGGGUUUUUAAAGUAUGUGACAUUAGGCUGAUGGUUCGAAAAUCACUACAUUCUUUGGUAGACAAAUAAAUGUUGAUGUCAGCAUUUCAUGUGGAAUAGAUUGUGUUCAGUAGUUGGACUAAAAGAUGUUUUUUUUUUCAUUGACCAGUUUUAGCGAUUCACUUGGUAUUUCAUCUGGACCAGCAGCUUUAUUAUUUUUCAUGGACUUUACUGCAUGCAUAACUUCUGACUUUGUUAUUUCGGGUCCCUCGUCUUUACUCUGAUUAUCUUCAUAUAUAUUUUCCUGUCUCUGGUCAUGGAAUAAUUCCUCUAUAUAUUCUUUCCAUAUUCCUAAUUUUUGUUCCGUCUCCACUAAAAUGUUUCCUUGUUUGUCCAAUAGUAUGCUUGAGCUUUUUUGUUUUGCUACCCCAGCUUAUACUUUCUGGCUACUUUCUUAUAGAGAUUGCAGUUAUCAUAUUUGUUUUAUAAGUCUUCUAUUUCUUGGCAUUUUCCAGCGAAAAAAGUCUCUUUAGCUUCUCUUAUUUUCCUUCUUAUUUGAUUAUGCAGCUGUUGAUACUGAGUUAUGUUGAUAUUCUUUUGCCUUCUUCUGUCCUCCAUCAUUUCCAAGAUUUCUUCUGUCAUCCAAUCUCCUUUCUUGCAUCUGGUUGUUGUGAGUUCUGGAUGAAGUUAGUUGGUGUGUACUUAUAUCGUACUCAAGCAUUAUGAUUAUCAGUUAGAUCAACUCACAAAAAUAUCUGUGUGGAGCUUCAAUGAGUUGUAAGGAAAAUAUUGCACACAGAUAAAUUUAAUGAAAAAAGUUCACAAUGCUCUCUCAUAUAGGACCUUUAUAUUCCAAAUCUCUCUUAGUCUUUUAUUAUAUUGCCAAAAUAUUUCAUUUUUCUACACUUGCCUCUGUAGAGCAGUUUGUAGUCCUAAAAUUGUUCUUAUGAGAAUAUUUAUCAGUUGUUUGUAGGGUAUUUUGUUAAUAUAAAUCAAUAUAACAAUGCAUAACGUGUCUACAAACACAGAAACGAUUAUAGAGAAUGACAAAAGCAACUGACACAAAAUGACAAAUGACUUCGAUGACAUUGUCAACAGUGUUGCCAAUGCAGUGUCCGGUGAUUUCUGUUCCACAAGCUACAAAAAACUAACAAAACAAAAAUAUAUUUUAUAGUUCAAUCAUAAACCGUAUUUAAACAAAAAAUCCUCUAUUAGAUUUUUCUAAUAACUAAAUUACCUACUACGAAUUAAGCCAUGUGGACACAUUUUUAUUUAUUUAUUUAUUAUUGGACUGUUAUUUAUCUCAAUUUUAUCGAAGAUUUGUGUAUUUAUUUUGUAUUGUAUUUUGAUAAUCUUGAGGUAAAAUAUGAAGAGUUUUAUUUAUUUUCGUCUAAUAAGCAAUUUUUAUUUGGUUGACGAUAUUUUUUAUAUAAAAAAGGUUACUCUAAGUUUACAACGAUAUUAAUAAUUGCAUUUCGAGCUUAUCAUUUGGAUCGAUAUAUUGUGGAAUGUCUCAAUUGUUACAGAAAAGUUGUUACAUUUCUUACGAAUUUGAAAUUUUCGUUCUUUUAUUAUUUUUAUUAUUUUACUCGAUGUUUAAUAUAUUAUUACAAAAGACAAAUGCAAUUACUUUUAUUGGCAAAUUGAGAUUUUUAUUACUUCUAUAUUAUUUGUGUAGUUUUGUUAUUAAUUCGCAAAAGUAUUGUUUUAAAUUUUUUGAAAGAAAUUGUUAACCUGC
Diabrotica balteata is the source of this 5341-nucleotide messenger RNA. The record is from the annotation of a GenBank genome assembly. NCBI's taxonomy places the organism in Eukaryota, Metazoa, Arthropoda, Insecta, Coleoptera, Chrysomelidae.